Molecule: messenger RNA, 2196 nt
Organism: Rotaria socialis
Lineage: Eukaryota; Metazoa; Rotifera; Eurotatoria; Philodinida; Philodinidae
Source: the annotation of a GenBank genome assembly
AUGAAUGAUUAUAGACAACGUCUUGGUUUGAGUCGUCGCAUUGAACCAUCGACAACGUCGAUGGGCAAAUUUUUUUCCAACCGUCUUCGUGAUUCACUUAAUUUUGGUGGCACAUUGACGACACAUGAAGGAGAAAAUUUCGACGAAACAUCAGCUGAUUAUGAAGCAACACCUGAGCCACCGAUUAGUUUAUAUGAUGCUAAUCGUCCUAUCGUAACACCAUCAUCAACAUCAUCAAUGAACGAAUCAUAUUUUACUCAUACAACACCUGACAUACAUAAAUUUUCUCGUCGCGUUGAAUUGUCAUCUGGUUAUAAUAUAUUAAAAAAUCGUAAUAGUUCACGUCCAACUCGUUUACCAGCCUAUUUACAAGGACGAACACCACUUGCUCAAUUAAAUCCAUUGCCGACGUCGCUAACAACGAGUAAUUCAGAUGAUAAUCGUCAACGACGUCUAUCAUUUACUGAUCAUAAUCGUAUGCAACAUUUGGCAUAUAGUCAACAGAUUUUACAACAGUUUAAUGUUGAUGGUACUCGUAGACCAUUCUCAUCUGAUAGUCCAUUGCCGCCGCCGUUACAAUUACCGCCAUCAGCAGCGGCUACAACCUUAAAUUCUUAUUACACAUCAUCUGCUCCACCUGUACACAAUCGUACGGUCUAUGAACCAAUUGAGCCAUUGAAAUUAAUAUCGACACAAGAAGAUAAUUCAAUAGCAGCAUUGUCACGUGAAUUACGUGCUGCUGCAUAUCCUACAACAAGAAAAUCUGCAAAUCAUUCUCCAACACGUGAAACAUCACCACCGACAACACGUUAUUCAACUCGAACCAAUUCUAAACGUGUACCACCACGUUCAUUACCUAAAAUUCACGCUAAUGAGCAACAAACACCAAUAUCAAACGUUAAAAUGGCACAUUUUUAUCAUCACCAUGAACCCGAAAAAAACCUAUCGAUAACAGAAGAUCGACUACAAAGUUCAUCAACAGCAUCAUUAUUACUUGAUCAAUUUUUUAAUACUGAACAAACGCCAACAAAAGAAACGCCAACACUAGCACAUGAAAUGAUUUCCAUGAGCAAUGAAAAAUCACAUCGUGAACAUUCACAAGCAAAUCCUAUACUAAUGAGACAUUCUUCACUACCGAACGGUGCUGACGAUACGACAAUGUCAUUUGUAUCAAAGUAUGCUCGUUUAGCUCCUAUAGUAUCAUAUCAAACUCUUCCAUCAAAUAGAAAUUCAUCUACAAAUCCUAUUGAUGAACAUAGUACUAAUAUGAGUCGUUCAUUUAUGCUUGAAAUCAAUCAUCAUGAACAAAUGUUUGAUAUUCUUCAUGAUCUUUCGUCGUUUCAUAAUGAAAAUUCAAUAACUACCGAUGAUUUACUUCAAACAUCGGAAAUGAUUCAUACUGAUUGUACAAUAAAUGAAAGCGACGAAAAUUAUUCUUAUGUACCAUUAAAAGAACAAAUGAAAUCAAUGAAUGAAAUUCCCCUACUUGAAUUAGAUGAACUUGAAACCAGUAGUGAUAUAAGUGAAUCACAAUUAGUACCAAUUAUCUAUGCAAAAGAAUUAGAAAAUGAAAUUGGUCUUUUACAAAAAGCGCAUUUACUUAAACAACAACAACGAUCCAAUGCAAUGAAUAAUGAGAAUGAUAGAAUGAAUGAUAAUAGUUCUAUUCCACCACCGGCUAAUAUGGAAUUAUUGAAUUUUGAAGCACUCGAAGAAGAGUUUACUACUUCGCAUCAACCGCGACAUGACGAUAACACACCAUUACCAUCACCAAAAGUACCAUCACCAACAGUGGCAUCGGUAAUGAUGGAAGUGUCAUCAUCACCAAUACCAACAAAAUCUGAAUCUCCACCUCCAUUAUCUGAACUUGAAACACCGAUUACAAAUGUUUUACAACAGAGCAUACUUGCACACAAUCGCUUAUCACCAUGGUUUAAAUUACCAACUGAACUUUGGUUUAAAAUUUUACCUUAUCUCAAUACGAAAGAAUUAAAUAGUUUUUCUCAUGUUUGUAAACGUUUUUAUUUACUUGUACAAGACCAAGCAUGUCGACAUCAAAUAAUGUUGUAUCGCCGAAAAAGAUUAGAACAAAUUUGGUUUGAUGCUAUAGGUCAACGUAAACCUAUUGCACUUUCAUUUAUUGAAUGUCGACAAGAAAUUCUUGAAAAUGUUCAGCACAACAUAGAAAAUGAGUAA